Desarmillaria tabescens is the source of this 2225-nucleotide messenger RNA. Its product is annotated as bifunctional tryptophan synthase TRP1. Lineage: Eukaryota; Fungi; Basidiomycota; Agaricomycetes; Agaricales; Physalacriaceae. The transcript is spliced from 11 exons. Gene Ontology annotation, cellular component: cytoplasm. The record is from RefSeq and is a predicted model, not a curated record. Gene Ontology annotation, molecular function: tryptophan synthase activity. The coding region runs from base 58 to 2202 and encodes 714 amino acids. Gene Ontology annotation, biological process: L-tryptophan biosynthetic process.
AUAGAUAAUUAAUUUUAUUUGAUCCUUCCAAAUCUGACUCGACCUGCUCUCAUCGUCAUGGACGCUCUCAAAAAUGUUUUCGAGGCCAAGAAGGCUCAGGUUGGCCCUAUUUCUCGCAUCCUUUACAUGUUCAUUCAUGAUCCUGGCAGGGAUCGCCCGCAUUGGUCACUUUCGUCACGGCGGGGUAUCCUACGAAAGAUGCGACAGCUUCCCAUUAUGUUCGCUAUGCAGAACGGAGGCGCAGAUAUCAUCGAGCUGGGGAUGCCUUUCUCGGAUCCAAUUGCUGAUGGUCCUGUCAUCCAAGAGAGCAAUACAGUUGCGUUGAAGAAUAACAUGGACUACGCGACGGUCUUGGGUCAACUUCGCGAGGCGAGGAGCAAGGGACUUACCGCCCCCGUUAUCCUCAUGGGCUAUUACAACCCGUUACUGGCGUAUGGCGAGGACAAGGCUAUACAAGAUGCAAGCGAGGCUGGAGCUAAUGGCUUCAUUAUGGUUGACCUUCCACCUGAAGAAGCUAUCACGUUCAGAGAAAAGUGCACAAAAGCAAACUUGUCAUAUGUUCCUCUCAUUGCUCCGUCGACCACGCCAUCUCGAAUAAAAUUCCUCGCGUCAAUUGCCGACAGUUUUAUUUAUGUCGUGUCUAAAAUGGGUACAACUGGAUCGUCCGACAAGGUAGCGAUAAACGCUGAGCUCCCAGAUAUUAUCGCUCGUGUCCGGGAACAUGCGACCGUUGCCAUCGCUGUCGGCUUUGGUGUAUCCAAUCGCAGUCACUUUGAUUAUGUUGCCGAUGCCGGUGCAGACGGAGUUGUCGUUGGCAGUCGGAUCGUCAAUGUUAUUAAAAGCGCCCCUGCAGAUAAAAUUUCCCACAGUGUUGAAGCCUUCUGCAGUGAAAUUACUCUGAAGGGUCAGCCUCCUAAGGCCAGAUCUCCUCUUCCAGCUCGGUCGCCUACACCUGUGACAAAAGGCAGGAAGGAUAUCUCGAAGGACUCUUCGGCAUCGGAUUUACCCGCGCGAUUUGGUCAAUUUGGUGGUCAAUAUGUCCCAGAGUCCUUGGUCGAUUGUUUGGCAGAACUCGAGGAGGCUCACAAAUCUGCCAUGAAUGACCCGGAGUUCUUGAAGGAAUUCCAAAGCUAUUACGAAUAUAUCAACAGACCUUCAAGUCUCUAUCUAGCAGAAAAUUUGACCAAACACGCUGGUGGGGCUAACAUCUGGCUCAAGCGCGAAGAUUUAAAUCACACGGGAUCUCACAAAAUCAACAACGCAAUUGGUCAAAUUCUCCUGGCUCGCCGCAUUGGCAAGACACGUAUCAUCGCCGAAACUGGUGCGGGUCAGCAUGGUGUCGCAACAGCAACGGUCUGCGCCAAAUUUGGCUUGGAAUGUAUUAUCUAUAUGGGAGCUGAGGAUGUCCGGCGCCAAGCGCUCAAUGUUUUCCGUAUUGAGAUGCUCGGAGGCAAGGUCAUCCCUGUCCACUCAGGGUCAUGUACCCUCAAAGACGCUGUAAACGAGGCCAUGCGGGACUGGGUAUCAAAUCUGUCCACGACGCACUAUCUUGUAGGAUCUGCUAUCGGACCCCACCCCUUCCCCACGAUCGUCCGUGAUUUCCAAAAGAUUAUCGGAGAGGAAAUCAAAGUUCAACUGAAGGAGAAGCGAGGUAAACUCCCCGAUGUCGUCGUGGCCUGUGUGGGUGGUGGAAGUAAUUCCAUCGGAACUUUCUACGAUUUCAUUGGCGAUAAAAGUGUUAGAAUGGUUGGUGUUGAGGCUGGUGGCGAGGGUACCGACGGCAACCGACACAGCGCUACGCUUUCCAAGGGUCAGCCUGGUGUCCUCCACGGCGUGCGGACGUAUAUUCUACAGUCCCCGGAUGGCCAGAUUAUCGAAACGCAUUCUAUCAGCGCAGGACUUGAUUAUCCCGGGGUAGGGCCGGAACAUGCUUGGUUAAAAGACUCUGGUAGGGCAGAGUACGUCGUCGCCACAGAUGAAGAGGCAUUGAGAGGGUUCAGAAUGCUUACACAAUUGGAGGGCAUAAUUCCGGCCCUGGAGUCAUCACAUGCCAUCUGGGAAGGCGUCCAUAUCGCGAAAACAAUGCCCAAAGAUUCUGAUAUUGUCAUUUGUCUUUCUGGUAGAGGUGAUAAAGAUGUUGAACAGAUCUCUGAGCUUCUUCCCAAGUGGGCGGAUAUCCUCGACUGGCACGUCAGCAAAUAGAAAUGUAGAUGCAAUGUUAUAGU